AUGCCCAGCUGUACAGAGGAAGGAGAGUUUCAGGAAAGAUAUGAACAAUGGAAAUCAUCGAACCAGUAUAAUGAAAAUGACGAAAUUUCUAGCAAUGCGUCAUCAACGUGUAAAACGAAACUUGCGAGUUCCAAAGCUAAACGUUUGAUUGCUGAGCAAAAGUUAAAUUCUCUUAGAAAAAAACACGAGCUUGAACUGGCGCGCAGAGAAAUAGAAAUUAAACAACAAGAACUUGAAUAUCAGUGUGAAUUAGAGCAAGCGCGUAUUGAAGAAUCGGUCUGGCACGAGGCAUUGGAGGAAGAAAUUGGUGAGCACGUGCAAGAUUCGUCAUAUGUGAAGCAGACGACAGUAAAUGAUUUCACUUCCGGUCAUGAACAGUCUGAUAAGAACACAAGAAGUGCACACGACGAUUGUGUAAUUAUAAAUACACCUAACAACACUCAUUUGGUAACGGAGCAACAUAAGAAUGGAUCAAUGAGUCAGAACGCGCAUCCAUCUGAGAAUGUAGUCACGAGCGUUUUGAGAAAUACAGACACUAACGUUUUGAGAAAUACAGACACUAACGUUUUGAGAAAUACAGACACUAGCAUAGAAUCAGCUUUUCAGUUGCUGGCAAAUACGUUACAAGAAGGAUUCAACUUACCAAAGCCGGAGCUCCUGAGAUUCAGCGGUUCAACAUUGGAAUACUUUCGUGACGACAGGUUACGACUUAGUUACUUGAUACAAUACUGUGACGGAGAGGCAAAGAGUGCAAUAGAAGACUGUGUAUUACUGAGUCCAAGUGAAGGUUAUAAGCGAGCAAGAGACAUUUUGUACUCACGGUACGGUAGGCCACAUAACAUUGCUAGAACUUAUGUAGAUAAAAUUGUUAAUGGUCAUUCCUUAAAGGCGUCUGACACUAAUGGUCUUUCAGAUUUAGCACUUGAGAUGAGAAAAUGUGAAAUUACUUUGUCUCAGUUAGGAUUUAAGUCAGACAUAGAUAACACAGACAACUUACGUCGCAUUGUUAGACGUUUGCCUAUGCACGUCCGCGGUAAAUGGGUAGAUAUUGCACACUCAAUUACUGAGUCUGGUAGGGAACCGGGCUUUUCAGAUCUAGUGAAAUUUGUAGAAGAAAAGGCUCGAAUCGCCACUUCCCUAUAUGGCCUUGACCUUGCAAAUGAGAAGAGUCAUGGUAAGAUUGUUGAAGAUCGAACCUUUAAGUCAAAGCCAAGUCCUGCACCUCGUAGAAAUAAUGCUGUCAGUUUUGCUACGAAUAGUGCAGUAAACAAUUUUAUGUAUAAGCCGUCACGUAAGUGCUAUUGUUGUUCAGGUAGUUGUAAAGAUUUAGCUUCAUGUACGAAAUUUACAGCCAUGAAUUUAAAUGACAGGGAACAAUGUAAAAGUGGGACGUACUGCAAGACUUAUGCUCUGCUUGACGAGGGAGCUGACCAAACAUUAUGUGAUGAACGCUUGUUGAAAACGCUGAACCUACCCUCCAAAGCUGUGACGUUCAAGAUGUCUACAGCAAGCUCUUCCGGUAUUAUCUUCGAAGGACAGGAAGUUGAGCUGCACGUGCAACCGGCGUCAGGUGGUAACGACGUUACGUUGAGAAAAGUUUGGUCAGUGAAAUCUCUUCCAGUAUCAACUAGAUCUGCUGCGAAAAACGCUGACAUCCGAGAUCUACCAUAUUUAUCUAAGAUAGAAACUCCUGAAAUCGACUCUAGCUUUGUGAUACUUCUUAUUGGAACAGAUGCACCACAGGCACAUAUACCCUUAGAAGUGCGUUCAGGCCGCCAUGAUCAACCCUACGCCAUUAAAACUCAACUAGGCUGGGCAGUGCGUGGACCUGUUACAGACACUACAACACAGAAAUCAGCUAAUGUAAAUUUUCAGCAGUCAGCUGAUGUAUUGUUACAACAACAACUUGAGAAAAUGUGGACUACGGACUUUGAUGACAAAGUGAAAGUAGAAAGAAAUUCAAUGUCUCUAGAAGACAAGAAAGCUUUAAACACUAUGAACUCUUCGUUGAGAUAUGAAAAUGGACAUUACAAACUGAAAUUACCAUGGCGUGACGAGAAAGCAGUAAUGCCUAACAACUUGACUCUUGCGCAUGCGCGACUCGAACAUUUGAAGAGGAAGUUAGCACGAGAUCAAGAGUUGCAUAAAAUGUACACAGCAUCAGUAACUGACUAUAUCCAGAAAGGACAUGCACAGGAGGUAACACACUUUGAAUCUGAUAGUAACCGCGUGUGGUACUUACCCCAUCAUCCUGUGACGAAUCCUAAUAAGCCCGGAAAAGUGAGAGUUGUAUUUGACUGUGCCGCCAAAUACAAAGGAAUUUCCCUUAAUAGUCAACUUCUACAAGGACCCGACUUUAUGAACAGCUUGGUUGGCGUUUUAAUCAGAUUUCGUCAAGAGCCCGUUGCUAUAGCAGCCGACAUCGAGGCUAUGUUUCAUCAGGUCCGUGUCGAAGAUUUAGAUUGUGAUGCCCUACGGUUUCUAUGGUGGCCUGAAGGGGACAUGACUCAACAACCUAGAUGCUAUAAGAUGCUGGUACACCUAUUUGGCGCGACCUCAUCCCCAAGUUGCACAGCAUAUGCAUUAAUACGAACAGCGUCGGAUAACGCACAUAUGUAUAAACCAGAGGUAGUCAACACCGUUAAAAGGAACUUUUACGUUGACGACUGCUUAAAAUCAGUUUCUUCUGAUGAGAAAGCAAUCGAGUUAGCCGCAGACUUACAGUCAUUGUUAAGGAGAGGAGGAUUUCGUCUGACGAAAUGGCUUAGCAAUAAGAGAGAUGUCGUUGAAUCUAUCCCAGAGUCAGAACGAGCGCCAUCUAUAAUGAAUCUUAGCAAGAGUGACAGUUUGCCAGUAGAUCGUGCCCUCGGUGUUCAGUGGAAUGUAGAAAAAGAUGAACUCAAAUUUAAAGUGAAAGUAAGUGAAAAACCAAUAACAAGACGCGGCAUCCUUUCCAUCGUCAGUUCCAUAUUUGAUCCCCUUGGACUUGUAGCACCAGUAACUCUACGUGCAAAGGCUAUAGUACAAAACCUAUGUAGACAGAAGCUUUCAUGGGACGAUCCUAUCCCUGAAAAAGAUACGUACGAGUAG
Molecule: messenger RNA, 3090 nt
Organism: Mercenaria mercenaria
Lineage: Eukaryota; Metazoa; Mollusca; Bivalvia; Venerida; Veneridae
Exons: 4
Coding region: 1-3090 (1029 amino acids)
Source: RefSeq, a predicted model, not a curated record